This is a messenger RNA of Phytophthora infestans T30-4, 378 nucleotides long. RefSeq lists its product as uncharacterized. Lineage: Eukaryota; Oomycota; Peronosporomycetes; Peronosporales; Peronosporaceae. The transcript has a single exon. Bases 1 to 378 code for a protein of 125 amino acids. The record is from RefSeq and is a predicted model, not a curated record.
AUGGUGGUCAUACAGGGGCGUCGUAUUGAACGAAGAUCGUCUAUUAAGCUUCACGAGUACGGGUUAUAUUGGGAGUACGGCUACGACCCAACGCAUGGCAAGGACGAAAACGAUCGUAAUGCCGACAAUAACUACGGGAGCGGUGACUCGCUCGAUGCAGCCAUGGGUACAGGCACAACAGGACACGACGACGAUGGGAACGACGAUCUCACGACAACCGGCACAGUAACCAACGGCGGCGACUACACAGCAGCCAGUGGCACCAGAUCGGCAACCGGCUUCGGACCCAGCGACAGACGUAUCCACGGGCAGUGGAAGAGAAACGGCAGUGCCGACGAGAUCUGCAGCCUCGACGUCAGCGGGGGCUGGAAGGUUUGA